Messenger RNA from Malus domestica (apple), 417 nucleotides. NCBI's taxonomy places the organism in Eukaryota, Viridiplantae, Streptophyta, Magnoliopsida, Rosales, Rosaceae. The record is from RefSeq and is a predicted model, not a curated record.
AUGCCUAAUAACACCAAAAAGUUGCCUAAACCCGAGGAAUUAAGGGAAAAGAAGUAUUGCAAGCCGCACUACACCUUCAACCACUCCAUUACCAACUGUGUCCAAUUUAGAGACCGGAUACAAGAUCUCAUUGUCGAAGGAAAAUUGUUGCUGGAAAAACCGCAGGCUAAUAUGAUGGUUGAUACUGAACAUUUUCCAAAAAUAAACAUGAUCAACUUGACAUGGGCUGAGAAGGGGAAAGGGAAAGCCACUUGGGAGGUGAAGGCAGAAAAGAGGCAAGUCGAUAUGCCAACUAAAGGGGCUAUCAAGUUGCCCGAGAAACCCAAAGUGACCAUAAUCAAAGGAGUGAUGUUGUGUAGUAAAUGCCAACGUGAGUGUGAAUUGGAAGUACCAGCAGCAGGAGCUAUCAUUGAUUAA